Tetrahymena thermophila SB210 is the source of this 1374-nucleotide messenger RNA. RefSeq names its product hydroxymethylglutaryl-CoA lyase. The record is from RefSeq and is a predicted model, not a curated record. Lineage: Eukaryota; Ciliophora; Oligohymenophorea; Hymenostomatida; Tetrahymenidae. Gene Ontology annotation, molecular function: hydroxymethylglutaryl-CoA lyase activity. The transcript is spliced from 6 exons. Gene Ontology annotation, biological process: L-leucine catabolic process; ketone body biosynthetic process.
CACAAAUGGCAGAAUUAUCUUUCUUUAAAAUAUUUGGUGGGUUAAUGAUCUAAAGUUACUUUUUAAUUUACAUGUAAAUUUGAAAUUUCUCAUGAUAUUUUUAAUCUUCUAGAACUUAACUAUCAGAUAAAAUGCAAUAUACUUUGGAAAUAUCCUACUCUACUUUUUAUAUCCAAAAUAAGUAAUAAAAUCACUGCUUAAUUCGUCACUAAAGUCUUCUUAAUAUACAAAUAAAAAUAAUUAAAUAUACAAAUAUAAAUCUGUAAAAAUAAACUGUAAUUUAAAUAAAAUGGCUAGCACUCUUACUAAAGCAUAAAGACUUAAAAAUUUAAAUGACUUGCUCUCUCAAUUUAGCAAUAAAGUAAAAUAGAACAAUAUUAAAUUGCCAAAAUUCGUAAAAGUUGUUGAAGUUGGUCCAAGAGACGGUUUACAAAAUGAAGCAACCCUUCUUCCUGCAAAGGAUAAAAUUGAUUUAAUUAACAGGUUGAGUGAUAGUGGCUUGAAAACUGUUGAAACUACAAGCUUUGUUUCACCAAAAUGGGUUCCUCAAAUGGGAGAUAAUAUGGAAGUUUUUGCAGGAAUAAACAAGUACCCAAAUGUUUCUUAUCCUUGCUUAGUUCCUAAUGUUAAAGGUCUCGAAUAAGCUUUGAAAGUAGGUGUAAAGGAAAUAGCAGUUUUUGGAGCUGCUUCUGAAGGCUUUACUUAGAAAAAUAUUAAUUGUUCAAUAGCUGAAAGUUUAGAAAGAUUUAGAGCUGUCAUUGAGGAAGCAAAAAAGCAUAAUUUAUUAGUUAGAGGUUAUGUUUCUACUGUUAUGGGAUGCCCCUAUUAAGGUGAUGUUGAUCCAGAAAAGGUAGCUGAAGUCAGUAAAAUUUUGUAUGACAUGGGUUGCUAUGAAAUAAGUUUAGGAGAUACUAUUGGAAUUGGUACUCCUGAAAAAACUGAUAAAAUGUUAACUGCAGUAAAGAAAUAAGUCCCUGUUGAAAAACUUGCAGCUCAUUUCCAUGAUACUUUUGAUAAAGCUAUUUCAAAUAUCUUAGUUGCCCUUGAGCAUGGAGUAAGUGUUGUGGAUUCAAGCAUUGCAGGUCUUGGAGGUUGCCCUUAUGCUAAAAAAUAAGCUGGUAAUGUUUGCACUGAAAAUGUUGUAUACUCUCUUCAAUAAUUAGGUAUAGAAACAGGAAUAGAUUUAUUAAAGUUGAAGCAAAUAGGUUCUGACAUAACCACAAAAUUAAAAAGAGAUAACAUGUGCUUAUUGGAGUGAAAAAUCUAUUUAUAAAAAAAUAAAGCAUUUAUUAAUGAAGAAAAUAAUUUUAAAGUUUUUAUGUUUAUUUCUUUAAAAGUAAAAAUAAAUAAAAACAAAAUUCCAAAUACUCCAAA